ACAACAGAGAACACAUCCCAAAAUCUCCUCACUCCUCUCCUCUUGUUAUAUUCCUUUCCAUUUCUCUUCUUCUUCUUCUUCACUCUCUCUUCUCUCUUUAUUAUUAUUAUUAUUUAUUUUAUUUAUUAAUUUUCCUUACCCUCCACAAUUAACAUGGGAACGUUCUUUUUCAUCUUCUUCUUCCGUUCUUUUCUCUUUCUUCUACUUUCUUCUUCUGUCUCAUCAUCCUCCAGAGUUUUUCCUAUUAUACCCUUCGAUGAAGGCUAUUCACCUUUGUUUGGAGACCAUAACUUGAUCAUUCAUUCUGAUUCCCAAACUGUUCAUCUCUCUCUUGAUGAGUCUUCAGGCUCUGGAUUUGCUUCUCAUGAUAUUUACCUUCAUGGGUAUUUCAGUGCUUCCAUUAAAUUACCUUCUGAUUACACUGCUGGAGUUGUUGUUGCAUUCUAUUUAUCAAAUGGUGACAUGUAUGAGAAGAACCAUGAUGAAAUAGACUUUGAAUUUUUGGGAAACAUAAGAGGCAAAGAUUGGAGGAUUCAAACCAAUAUUUAUGGAAAUGGAAGUACAAACAUUGGAAGAGAAGAAAGAUAUGGUCUAUGGUUUGAUCCUUCUGAGGAUGUUCAUCACUACAGCAUUCUCUGGACAGAUUCUAAGAUCAUAUUUUAUGUAGACGAAGUUCCUAUAAGAGAAAUCAAGAGAACAGAAUCAAUGGGAGGAGAUUUCCCCUCAAAACCAAUGACAUUGUAUUCAACCAUAUGGGAUGCAUCUACUUGGGCAACCAAUGGAGGAAAAUACAAAGUAAACUACAAAUAUGCACCUUUUGUUGCUGAAUUCUCAGACUUUGUCCUACAUGGUUGCGCAGUUGAUCCUAUUGAACAUGUGACUAACUGCGACAACAGUCUUCAAACUUCCGAAACACUUCCUUCUUCUGAUGUAACACAUGUCGAAAAAAUCAGAAUGGACAACUUUAGGUUAAAGCACAUGACAUAUUCUUACUGUUACGACAAAACCAGAUACAAAGUCCCUCUACCCGAGUGCGUGAUCGAUUCGCGACAAGCCGAAAAACUAAGAAAAUUCGAUCCCGUCACAUUCGGUAACGGAAGGCACCGCCGUGGAAAACGACACCACCACAUAUCAAAAGAAGCCGCCUCAUUUUAGCGCGUGUUUAGUUUGACAAAAUCACGACGACACUAUGAAAUCCGAUUUUGUCAUAAAAGAAAAAUGUUUUAAUCAUCUCUUUUGCAUUUCAUUUUGGUGUAUAGAGAGAGAUAAGAGACGAUUGAACAUAGAAAUCAUGAUGAUGAUAAUAAUAAUUAUAUGAAUGAUUAUUGCUGGUGGAUUAAUAUUA
Messenger RNA from Lathyrus oleraceus (garden pea), 1345 nucleotides. RefSeq names its product probable xyloglucan endotransglucosylase/hydrolase protein 28. The transcript has 4 exons. Lineage: Eukaryota; Viridiplantae; Streptophyta; Magnoliopsida; Fabales; Fabaceae. Gene Ontology annotation, biological process: cell wall biogenesis; xyloglucan metabolic process. The coding region runs from base 154 to 1155 and encodes 333 amino acids. The record is from RefSeq and is a predicted model, not a curated record. Gene Ontology annotation, cellular component: apoplast; cell wall. Gene Ontology annotation, molecular function: hydrolase activity, hydrolyzing O-glycosyl compounds; xyloglucan:xyloglucosyl transferase activity.